This is a messenger RNA of Anarrhichthys ocellatus (wolf-eel), 4064 nucleotides long. It is a transcript of the gene chfr, whose product is annotated as checkpoint with forkhead and ring finger domains, E3 ubiquitin protein ligase. The transcript is spliced from 18 exons. The coding region runs from base 242 to 2185 and encodes 647 amino acids. Gene Ontology annotation, cellular component: nucleus. The record is from RefSeq and is a predicted model, not a curated record. Gene Ontology annotation, molecular function: protein binding; ubiquitin-protein transferase activity. NCBI's taxonomy places the organism in Eukaryota, Metazoa, Chordata, Actinopteri, Perciformes, Anarhichadidae. Gene Ontology annotation, biological process: ubiquitin-dependent protein catabolic process; mitotic cell cycle checkpoint signaling; protein ubiquitination.
CUGGGUUGACCACGGAGAUCCGAGUGUCUGCUGAUUUGACCGCAGUCACUUUAAUCAAACGUACUCGGUGUGUUUUGUUGUGAGGAUGCCUCAGCAAAACCAAACGGCCCCUCCUCCAUCAGCUGGUGACGGCAUAACGUCAACCCCGAGCUUGGCAGGAAGUGAAUCUUGUGUGUAGCUGGAAUAUGAGGAGAAGAAGCUGUUUCACACAGAGCUACUGGGACAGCGAACUACGCGUUUAAUGAGAAGACAUUUGAAGAUGGACAGUUAUCAAAGAGGACAGCCAUGGGGAAAGCUCGUCAAAGUGGACUCCAGUGAAACGAUCCUGCUUUUCAACAGGGAAUGCACAGUUGGCAGGAAAAAAGGAUGCUAUCUGUCCUUCCCAGCCAACAAACUGGUCUCAGGGGAGCACUGCAAGAUUGUGCAAGAUGAAAGCUCAGGGCUGGUGUGGCUUGAAGACACAAGCACUAAUGGUACAGUGAUCAACAUGUCCAAACUGGUCAAGAAGCAAACUCACAUGCUACAGAGCGGCGAUGUCAUCUACUUUGUAUACAGGAAAAGUGAGCCAGAACAAAACAUUGCCUACGUUUACCACUCAAUCCAAAUGGAACAUGCUCAUUCAGAACAUAGUUAUGACACGGAGCGGUCAGCCCACAGUCCUGCCUCUGUUCCACCUUCAGAGAUGUCACUCUCUGUGGAGCCUGUAAUGCUCGCAAAGGCUUCUCGUGAUCCAACUCUGGAGGAUCCUCAGCCCUCCACUUCCACUUCCCACUUCUGUAUCGGGAGCCCUACCACUUCUGGUUCUGUGGCAGCCAAAGCCUGUCCUGCUUCUGACCCGGCUAAAGAUGCUGCCCCAGCACAGGAAAAAGACAUGGACAACAUGGAGCCGGACAGCAAGAGGAGGAAAACUGAUGACAGUAAAGAUUAUGAUUUGGACUUGCCCCACACCUCCAGCACGGAAAUGGUCUGUUCAACUAAGGGAGGCCUUUUGUCUAAACCACCUGUGGAAGUGACUAAGACAGACAAGAUGGAGGAGAGCCUGACAUGUGUUAUUUGUCAAGACCUGUUGCAUGACUGUGUCAGCUUGCAGCCCUGCAUGCAUGUCUUCUGUGCUGCCUGCUACUCAGGCUGGAUGGAGCGCUCUUCUCUCUGCCCCACCUGCCGCUGCCCUGUGGAGAGGAUUCGUAAGAACCACAUCCUCAACAACCUGGUGGAGGCCUACCUCAUCCAGCACCCAGAAAAGUGCCGCAGCGAUGAGGACCUGAAGAGCAUGGACAGCCGUAACAAGAUAACUCAGGACAUGUUGCAGCCAAAAGUGGAGCGCUCUUUCUCAGACGAGGAGGGCAGUUCAGAUUACCUCUUUGAGCUCUCUGACAAUGACAGUGACUCCUCAGACAUGGGCCAGCCUAUGGUGAUGUGCCGACAGUGUCCCGGCUACAGGAGGGAGGUCAGUCAGGUGCUGUUUGCUACAGGUUCCAACUACUGGCUCCCUUGUCUGCCGGCCCCACCGCCUAUACCUCCUCCACCCAAACCAGCAACGGAGGAAGGGUCCGCAAUGCCCACAGGGGAGCAGCCUUCAACAUCCUCUGCCACCCCCUCAGCUCCUCCAGAGUACCGCUGCACCCCCCAGGGCUGCCAUCUCGUCUGCACCUGCUGCCUGCAGCCAAUGCCAGACAGACGGGCCGAGCCAAACGGCGAACAGGUUAUUGCUCAGCGAUGUGUGCUGUGCCAGCGACCCUUCUGCCACAUGUACUGGGGUUGCCAGAGGAUCGGCUGUCAAGGCUGUCUGGCUCGAUUCAGUGAGCUUAAUCUGACGGAUAAAUGCCUGGAUGGUGUGCUGAACAACAAUAACUAUGAAUCGGAGAUCCUCCAGAACUACCUGUCUUCCAGAGGGAAGUCAUGGAGAGAUCUGUUCCAGGAGUCUUUGCAGGCUUUCCAGCAGGGAAACUACUAUCUGUCAGAUUGGCGAAUCUCUCCAAAUGCCAUCGUGUGCUUCUGCUGCGGUCUGCGAGCAUUCAAGGAGUUGGCCUACAAGUACAGACAGAACAUCCCUUCACCUGAACUGCCAGCUGCUGUAACAUCUCGUCCCGACUGUUACUGGGGACGCAACUGUCGUACGCAGGUGAAGGCGCAUCAUGCAAUGAAAUUCAACCACAUAUGUGAGCAGACGCGUUUCAAGAGCUGAAGGAGCAGAGUGGUUUGUUUCUCCACUGAAGUGUCAAAUGAAGAUAACCGACCAUCUCGUAGAAACGAUCUUCUUAAGUUUUGUUGUGUCCAUUGUAGCUAAAUGCCUUCCAGAUGUUAUGCAAUAACUUAAUGCAGAAAUUACAAUCAUUAUCCAUUUACAAUAGUGACCAGCGUCUCACUCGACACAGGGGCUGUGUGAAAUAAUGCUAUGCACAAUAACUUUAAAGUUCAGUGUUUACGAAAGGUUUGAACUGAUUUUUAGGGUGAAGAACUGUAAGAGCAUUUAACACCAGCCACCACUUAUAUUUAGAUGCAUUUGUCAGUGGCUCAUGCAUUUGCCUAGUCUAUCAGGUAACCAGCAACCAAAUUUUAGAGUAGUGUGUUAAAAAUACUUCCCAAUAUGUCCUCCAGCCUAUGUGACAAAAAUGUUUUCUCAGAUUAAGAGCGAGUGAGGCAAUCUGUAUGGAUUAAGGCCAUUUAUGUACACUUGCACACGUUGGUGAGAUUCUUUUGUAUUUUGUCUCCUCCAGCCUUGGCAAUUGAGGCUUUAAACACCUUGUGUACAUUAACCUUCUUUAAUUGUGAUAUACUUUAACCGUUUUAUGACAUGUUGAGUUAAGAAUUCAGGGCUUCCUACAUCAUGUUGAAUUACAGUAAUAGUGAUUCUAGAGCUACAGUUUUUGGGCCAAGACACAAUCAAGUUCUGAGAUCCAACCUUUGGACUACAUUAAAUGUGAAAGUCUCACCUCUGAGGGACUUUACUUGUUUUGCCAGUGCAUUACUGUGUUCCCAGACCCGGGCAAAAAGCCACGACAAAACCCUGCAUACAUACUAGGGUAGAUUUAUAAUCCCAUGUGAUAUUUGUAGAGGAUUGGGAAGCGGAUCAAUGUGCUGUGACGCUUGUCAGAGGGCAUUGGGGCCCUCUGUUGUAUGCUUUCCUCUGGAUAAUCAUCUCCAAGGUGAUUAAGUUGUAGAAGGAACGCUUUCUCUGAACCUUUCAGUGAAGGCUGAGCUGUGAUGAAAUGCACAGUAACUCCAUGUAGACCUUUGAGAGGAAGAAAUAGGUUGCACUCCAGGCAACCAGUAAUGGUUAAAUAUGCCGACGGUUGCUUUUAGUGGCCCGUAGAGUUUUCAUAUGCAGAACCAACAGUUUAGAGAAUCGCGCCAACACAACACUAUGUUCUGUAGUCAUUUGUGUUUAUUUUAUAGAUGUUCUAGCUUACCUUGCCAGAAUGUUGAUCAGAAUGAGAACAAUCUCCUAUCUGAAUAAACCUCUAUUUGGUUGGAUUGUCUCUGGUUCCUCAGGUACACAUAGCUGCUGUUUUGUUGUUUUAAUUGAACUAUUUUUGGUGGUUAGAACAUCAACAGUCGUGUUAAAUCUGAUGGCCUCGUAUUUAUGACUAUCAUCACCCAAGUGUCAGUAAGUCCACAUCAUGCAAACAUGCACAGCUAGUAUUGAUGUCCACUGAAAAAAGAAUAAAAUGGACACAUCAGCCUUUUGGACAUUAGUUUCAAGAUAUUGAAAUGUGAGGCUGAAGUAAUAACCUUGAAAAAUGUUUGUAGGAUCACUAUUGGUGUGUAUAAACUGUUAAAAGCCGGCCUUGGCUUAGGCCGUCGGUUGUUUAGAAGAAUACUAAAUGUGUGAUGUCUGCACAUAGCUUGUCUUAGUCUUCAGAGUUUUCAUCUAGCGUAUGGUGUGCCGAUACUCUGGUUCAUUAUAUAUGAUGUGUAAUCAUAUCAAGAGUUCCAAAAUUACAUGUUUAUCAUCAGGAAGAAAAAUAUAACUUUUUUUGAAAGGACAUCCUUGAUAGAAAUUGUGCAUUUUUUAUUAUAUAGUAUUUGUUUAAAUUAGCCAUAAUAAAUAUGGAUACAAUUUG